AACCAUAUAAGUCACUGUGUUGCCAUUGAAUAGCAUGGAAUUAAACCUUCUUCAGUGUAUGUUUUGUGAGUGAAAGUUGAAAGAACCAUCACACACGCAAGAAAGACGAAAGAAAUUAAUCGAAUCUAGUAAUGUAAAAUUGUUUAUGCACUCUAAACUCGUAAGUUUCAUUCGGGACAGUGACUGUUUAGGUGAAUAUUAGUGACGGAUAAUUAUUCCCAUCAGCAAAUAUAAAGUUGAACAAUGCCCAAACCAAAUUAUGGAAACAGGCAAUCAACGUGGGUCAAAGAUGAAUAUAGACAUGACAAUAGAGAUCGACGUGUGACCUUUAAAUUUAGUCAUAGACAAGGCAGUAAGAAAGACAAUGUGCGAGACUGGACAACUGCUAUUAGGGAACAUUUGCAAGAUGAAGAUGUUGACAUGGGUAUCAGUUCCACUUCUGGCAGAGUUAUUAACAAUAAAAAGUUCAAUAAGAAGAAAAAGGGUGGACGAAAAGGCUCCCCAGUGCCUGUUAGGAAGCUUUUGGAAGGACCCACUGGCUGGUACAGGGUUAUAAUACCAUAUGGAGACAAGUUUGAAAAGACUUUCAUCAUAAAGCUACUCCAAGGAAAGCUUGAACCCUUAGCCUUGUGGCCAAUAGCAUGGCAGACACAAGGAACAACAGUUACAUUCUAUGUAGAUGAGUACAAGGUAGCUGAAAGGAUCCAUAGCAUGGACAGACAGAUUCAACUUCCAGAUGGAUUCAAGUUGCUCCUGAAGGUGCAUCCUGGUUCACCAAAUGUUGACAUGAAUGCAACCACUAAAGAAAAAAUGAAACUAGCCAUGGCAAAACGUUACAACCCAAACACCAAAGCUCUUGAUCUUACAAAGUUCCAUGCAGACCCAGAUCUUCAGGACUGCUUCUGUGCUCUGUUUAAGCCAAUUGUAUUCAUCACUAUAAUAGACAUUAUUGAGGAAAAUAUACCAGAAUUGGAAGCGUUGAAUUUGAUGGAUAAUAAGAUUACCUUGUUGAGUUUCUUGAAGAAGGUUAGCAAGAAGAUGCCCAAUUUGAAGAUUCUUCACAUGGGAAAUAAUAAGAUUAGAGAAAUACAACAGUUGGAUGCAUUUGAAGGUUUGCCAAUAAUCGACUUGGUGCUUGAUCGUAACCCACUCUGUGAUAAAUUCAAAGACCAACAGGCAUACAUCAGGUACGAUUUUUUCAUUUUUGCCUCUUUUUGAUUUUGACACUGCAUCAUGAUUUUAUAUAUUGUCAUAGUUAAUUUCAAAAAUUGCAUGUAUAUUUCUCACAACAAGGCAUAAUGUGAACCUGAUUUCAACUCAACGUUCAAGUUCCACUCUGAGAACUGUCCCAUAUGCAAAUUAUCAUAGUUGACUUGCAAAAUUUGGAUGAAGAAUGUUGUAAGCAAUUAUAUUGAUUAAUAACAAUAAAUAGUCCAAUCAAAAAAGCUAAAGGAUUGAGAAAACUGCACAAGAAAACAAGUUUCUUAAAUUUUGUUGAACCAUAUCAGAAUGGUUUUAAGUUUAUCUCAAUCAGUCAAAUGAAGGUGACAUCUUAUUGGUAGUCUUAUUGAUGGAUACAAUAUUUAUUCAAAGGCUAUUGUUUCCUUGAAGAUCUAUCUGUAAAUAUAUUUGAGAAUUACUGUCUGCAUUUUCAAUUGAUUCAUUUUUCAUGGUAUUAAACAUCAGUAUAAAGAAUGUUGAAUUCUGAAAUUUUCAUGCAUUUGAUAAUACUCGGGUUUAAAGAUAUCAAAAUUUGAUAAUUUUCAAUAAACCUAUAGCUUUUGUCAAUUUGUCUAAAAACUGUAUCUUCCUUUAAAGUUGGAGUCAUUGAAAGUUACAGGUCAUGUCAUCUGUCACUUUGAUGCUUGUCUUCUGAUUCAGAUUCUUUAAACCUGACUUUUAUAAUCAACAUCAACUAGAUUUCAAAUAUCUUAAUCUUAAAAAACAUACACUAUCAAGAAGUAUUGUUAACUUGAUAGUUGAAUUGAUUUUUAUUGUUCAAAAUUCAUACUUCUCAUCAAAAUUGGAUACAUUAUCACAUUUAUGUAAUUUUAAUAGAUUUGAUUGGAUAUUUCAUUUGUCAAUAUUGGUAUACAAAGUACAUAUGGCUUGAAUAAUAUUGACUAUGAUGCAUAGAAUUUAUCAUUAUCAUACUAUUACUUCAUAAAGAUUGUUCUAAAGAAUGUUAUUUUAGAGCCUGUUUCGAGGCAAGGCACGCAACAUUUUUAAUGAAUUCAAGCUGAUAUUUGCGGCCACAGAGACUGAUCAACUGGAUAUUGUUCUUCUAAUUAUUGUGUUGGUCAUAUAUUGAAUUUGUAUUAGAAACAUGAACAGUCACUUCACUAAUUGUUUGUCUCGUGCCAAGACAAAACGUGAAUAAUAUGAUCUACUGAAACUUAUGGCACAUUUUCAUUGUUCAAGUACGUCGGUAGCAAUAAAAACACAUUGCUACCAAUUGAGCUGAAUCAUGGUACCCAAAUAAGUCAAAAUGUUUGGAUAUAGGAGGAACAAAUAUGUAUAUGUAUAACAAUAAUCUUAAAGUUACAUCUUGUAUAGUAAAUGUUCAGUGAUUUGACGAGAGUUACAACAAUACAAUCCUUAACUAUAAUUCCUAUCUUGGUCAGCAUUCAUAGCUGUUCACAAAAUAAUAAUUUGAGGAGCAGCGAAGUGGAAGGAGACCUGAAAUGCCCCAAAACAGUUGAACCUUGCAAAAAUAAGGUUUUGGUGCCAUCACAAUGCCCAUGCUUUAUGUUGGUAGUGUUUCUGGUGGUCUUUUAUAAGACAUGAAUGACAGAACUAGCCUUCUCAGAUGGGCAGAUGGCUUUCAGAAUCUUGGUGAUAGCAGAUCAGUUUAUGUGCUCCAAAAAUAAUAGAUAUAAUGAAAAAAGAAAAACAAAAGAAGAAUGCGAUUAAGAAAGGUGUUAUGAUUGGGCAAUGAUACAUAAAUGAUUUGGGAAAUAAUUUCCUGGCGCUGGAUUGCUUGCUAUACACAAUGUAACCAGCAAGAUUUUGUCACAAUAACAUUAUUGCAAAACAAAAAUCUGAACUACUUAUUAUCCAUGUAUAUAAGGGAAACGAUUGGUGAUGUGUUUUCAUUCAGUUUUCAUUUUUCCCCAAGAAGAGCAAAUGGCCAGGUGAAAAGUCAUGUUAUACUAAUUGGUUAUUGGAUGUGUGUUAUAUCGACGAUCUCAAAUCAAUACCUCGUAAGUCCGAAAAUGUCGAUUUAUGCAUACAGGAGUCAAAACAGAACAAAAUCAGAAAAUCGACAUUUUUCGGACUUCAUUUGAGAUCGUCGAAACACAGUUUAGCUUCAUUUGUCUACUUUGCCUCAAACUUAUGUAUGAACUUGAGAACUUUUAAUAAGAGGUAUCAAAUAAAAAAUAAACCUUUUAUCACUCGAGGAGUUCGUUUUGUUCAACCUCAAUAUUGUUAUUAUUAUCAAAAUACUCACUGUUUUUGGUUAGUUGAAGUGUCUCGUUUGCCGCAUACUAAAUUUGUAUCAAAGAGAGUUAAGGAACUGCCCAAAUUGUAAUAGCAUUAAUUCGUUUAUUAUUUUUGUCGAAGAAAAAUAUUGGUAUUGAGAAAAAUUGAAAUUGGGUAUUAGUGUGCUUUGAGGUUCCAAACUAGUUACGGCGGCAUGCACAGUCGUUCCCUUUUGCCUUCCGAAAGAGACGAAAAACAGUGCGCCAUGGCUAUAAAAGGCGUCCUUCGAAGUAGGAAGGCAAAUAGGAUUUUUUUACUUCGUAACUAUAAAGUUUCGUAAUACCACUGCUGAUCAUACAAGAUUGUUAUUCGCACCAAAAAAACCAUACCUUGACUCAUUGGUAAUUGAAAAUAUAAAGCUUCUAUGGGUUCUACAAUUUUUUGUAAUUAUUCAGUUUCUGAAUGACCAUUUACAAAUGACAAAAAUUGAUUGGAACCCCUUGAGGAUUCAAAUGAUCAGUUCAUCACAUGUCUCAAAAAAGACGCUUGCUGCCCUGUACCUUAGAAAAUAAUAUGUUUCUAAGUUCACCCUCGGUGUAAUUUCAGGAAUUUCCUUUUUUCACCCAUGUACUCUUUCAGUUGCAAAAAAAUAUCUUUUAGAGAUUUUUUUUAAGAAGAAUUAAGCUUAAACACCUGUUAACCUGUUAACGAUGUUACAUUAUCAUUGCUUUAGUAACUUUUGGCUAAGGAAACUGUCAAAACUGAAGUAACUAGAAAAAUUGUCUUUCGGUUCUUAACGCGUGUUCAUUCGAGAUACUUCAAUGAUUCUCCAUUUUCCAUCUUUACGUGCGACAAGGGUUUCUGGCUUUUGGAUUUAUUUUUAUGAUUUUGCGUUGACAAUAUUGUGUUUGUCCGAGUGAAAGGUAUCCAGGACGACGUUAUGUAACAAAGGGCCUAUUCGGGUCCGUGAUUUUCUGUCUACAGUGAAGUUAGGAAGAGGUUUCCCAAGUGCAUGAAGCUGGUAAGUAAUCCAACAUUACAGAUUUAGAUGUUAGAUGUAUAUUAUCCUCUUACUUCUUUCUGCCCAAUAAAUACAACGUCAGAUGGUUUAUUAAUUUUAUUUAUGCUGCGUUUACAGUAGCAUUUUCUGACUAUAAAAAAUAAAAUAAAUUCUGAAGUUGAAGUCUAGAUUGAUCUGUUGACAUUUAAAUCUCUCUCCAAGUGAUAGUUCAUUUUGAUUGUUUAGACAUGUGAAUACUACUAAGAUCUUUUUGGCAUUUUGUGUGUAACAUAGAAUGAGGUCACAAGUAUGACUAGACUUUGGUCCAGAAUCAUUCUAUGGUGCUUGUUUUUGUCAAGUUUUUCCCAUACAGCACUGCAUCUAUACAACUCUCAACAAAUUGAGAGGCAGCCAUAUUGGAAAUUAUUGACUUCAGGUAGUGGAGGCUUGGGAUAUGUUGCAAGAUGCAAUGUCGUACAUUUACUUUUUUGUACUUAUUUAUUCUGUAUGAUAUUUGGAUCCAAUUUGGAGGGUCCAUUUUUAAGAUUUUGGAACCGAGGGUUGAAGAUGCACCAUAUAAGAAUUUUGGACUGACAUCUAGUUGUCCUCUCUGUAAGUGAAAUACUUUGAGGGUUUGGUUACAUCAAUCGAUGCUUUAGGACGGAAUAGACCUCCCCCCUCCCAUCAGCUUCGAUAUAGCUGAGGACCAUCAGCUACCGAACCCUCAGCAGACGUUCCUGUGCAACGCGGAAGGCGGCACCAUCGUGAGACAGUUUCUAGAACAGUAUUUCCUCAUCUACGACACGGACAACAGGCAGCCUCUACUGCAAGCAUACCAUGAAAAUGCAACUUUCUCACUAACUAUGGCAUAUCCAUACGGUUUUGGGAAAGAUAAGAACGUGUCAUGGUUGAAUUGGUAUGCUACAGAUAACAGAAAUUUGCUCAGAGUACAGGACCCUGACAGAAGGUGCAAAUUGCUCAAGCAAGGACACGUGGCCGUUGUGUCCUUCUUACAGGAGAUGCCCAAAACCAAGCAUGACAUGCAUAGUUUUACUGUCGAUUUGACGAUAUUUACGGUAGGUACCCUUUAUUCGAAUUUUCUAUGCCACACAUUUUUAUCAUUCAGUUUAGUCAGGUUUUCUUUUCCAAUUUGAUGAGGUUUGGGGUACAAUAUGCUUUAUUGAUAAUAGGUAGUAAAACACAUUAUGUACUUAAUCAAAACAAAACAAAAAAAACAGCAAAAUACCAUCCAAUCUUUGUUUUUGUAUCCUUUCAAAUUUCUUGUUAUUCAUGUGUGCAUUAUUUUGACAGAAGACAUUUUAAAAGUUUCUUAUCGCUUUAGAUAUAGUGAUCAUUUUUCAAGUUUCCAAACUUUUGCAUAUGUAUUCUCGCUUUCUGUCAAGCAUCAUACACCACUGCUAAAUUCGGAAUGAAAAUAUGGUAGUCGGUAUCUAAGGAGAACUGAAGCGAUAAUACCUGAUAUAUGAUGUUAGCAUCUCAACAAUUAGAUUUUAAUCUGAUACUUCUGUUUUCCAGCCCCAGAUGCUAUGCUUAACAGUAUCUGGCAUGUUCAAAGAACUGAAGAGUGGUCACAAAUUUCCUCCACUACGAUAUUUCUUUAGAACACUGGUGAUAAUACCUGCUGGUUCAGGUUUCUGUAUAGCAAAUGAAGUACUUCAUAUCACGAAUACCACACCAACGCAGGCAAAGGUAAUGAAUUUGAUCUAUGAACGUUUGAUAUUUGCAUGUUAUUAUAAUCAAAUAGAGGGUGUUCUGGUGGUUGGGAUUUCUCAGAGACAACUUCGUUUUACAUAUCACAGCUAAUAUACAUUAAAACCGCAGAGAAAUAGUAAAGAAAGGAAUAAAAGUACUCUACUCUUCAUUUCAAAAGACAAAAGUCGAAUUUCAAGUAUCACCCUGUCCAAGUUAUUGCUGUUCAACUCAAAAGAUAUGCUUCUUUCUUAGCUUAUAACGUUUGGGGCUGUCUAGGUCUUCUCUUGUGCCCACCUUGAUGUUUUUACAAACGGCCUUUGCAUGAGAUGAACAAACCUACUAGGGGAUGGAAAACACAUUGAAUACACUCGCGAAGCAACAGCAGCAACUCAAAGACAUUGUAAACUAUCAUCGAUUCCCCAAAUCCGUAAUUGCUGUAGGAGUGUAUCGUUUUCGGUUUUUCAAAGCCAUUAUACACAAACAACUUGAUUUACCGCGCGUAGCGUCUGGGUUGGAUACCAGCACACGCCGCGUCGUAUUUACUCAUCUUAUUUUUUGCUGAAGGCAGGUUCGGAUUUGGUAUCGCGCAUUUCUUUGAAAUCUGAUUACUUGAUUAUUUUGAGAUUUUGGUAUAUGUGAUAUUUCAUUAUUUUUACAAGGACCAUACACUGGGGCUCUGUAAAGUCUCAACGUUAAGAAUACUGUGUAUAAUGGUGGCUGACAAUAACGUUUGGUCUUUUACCUUGACCAACUGACUAAAAGGUUUAUUAGGAUUAAUGUUAAGAAGUUGUGCCCAGCGGGAAAAUCCAAGUCCAAUGUUCUGCAUCUUUUUCAUUUGGGGAUCUUUUUUUUAGGAUGCUUUCAAGACACCCCCGAUAGUGGCGCCACCUCCAAGUCCUGUGUCGACAGGUGCCUCCCCUGGACCAAGUACAAGUAUGGCACCUCCUGCAGUAGCUCUCGAUGACAACAUGAAGCAGGAGAUGGUUAACCAAAUGUCGAUCCAGUCGGGAAUGAACAUGGAAUGGUCACUCAAGUAUGUUGAAUUUAUGCACAUAUUUGUACAUCAGGCCUGACCAGAUAAUCUGACUGAUAAAAUUUUAAUUCAGUUGAUUUAAGAUUAUUUAUUUAUUUUGCACCAUUGAAAUCACACAAAAUGGGCACUUGCUUCAUAAAAGCACCAUUCAUUUGUUUCAUCUUUAAAGUGUUUACUCAUCUUUUAGGUGUUUGCAAGAGACUGAGUGGG
Molecule: messenger RNA, 7379 nt
Organism: Acanthoscelides obtectus
Lineage: Eukaryota; Metazoa; Arthropoda; Insecta; Coleoptera; Chrysomelidae
Source: the annotation of a GenBank genome assembly